AUGCCUAAAUUGAAUGAAUCGAACGAAUCUAUCGAAUCUCGCAUCCAAUUGGCCAUUCUUGAAUUAGAGAAUGUUGAUAAGCCUAAUAUUAAAGCGUGGGCGCGCACUAAAAUCCUGCCGUACCAGCGGCUUCUUGCGCGUUACAAGGGUCGCACAUCGCUCUCUGAACGGCUACCUAACGGUCGUAAAUUGGAUGAAUCGCAAGAAUCUGCCCUUUGCCGGUAUAUCGAUUUCCUCGAUUCGGUCUUCUUUCCUCCUAAGCGACCGGUAAUCGCGGCUGCUGCCAAUGCAAUUCUAGCCAGUGGCCAUAUUGGUACAACUAAACCACCUACAAUCGGCGACCACUGGCUAAGACGCUUCCUCCAACGUCAUCCCGAGUAUCUCUCUCGUCGUCAGCGAGCUAUGGAUAUAGAGAGAAAGAAGUGCCUAGAUAGGCAGGUUGCAAGAGAGUGGUUCAAUUCCUGCCAGGAGACGAUUGCCCAAUACGGAAUUACUGCGGACGAUAUAUGGAACUUCGAUGAGACCGGUUUCAAUAUCGGCGUAGGUAAAGACCAGUGGAUUAUUACCCGCGAACCUAAGCGCCAAAUCUCUGGCGGUUUCAGUACUAAUCGCGAGUAUGCAACUGCUAUUGAAGCGGUCUCAGCCACUGGUUCUACUAUCGCUCCCGUAGUAAUCCUUAGCGCUAUGGUCCUUCUACAGCGGUGGUUUGAGAUAGUAGGCGAUGAGAGAAUUGCCGUGACCGAAACUGGCUAUCUUAAUAACGCCCUUGCCCUACAGUGGAUACAGCUAUUCAAUAAGCUUACCAAGGAUUCGGCUAAGGGGACGCAUCGUCUACUAGAAUGUGACCAAUUCGGCUCGCAUCUUACAUACGAAUUCGUCAAAUACUGUGAGGAUAAUAAGAUUAUCCUCUUCUUUCUACCGCCUCACUCAAGCCAUAUCCUUCAACCACUAGAUGUUGGUGUAUUUAGUGCAUAUAAGCACUGGCACAGUGAAUGGGUAUACGAUGCUACCGUCAGCGGCUAUGAGAAGAUUACCAAGGAUGAUUUCCUUGGUGCGAUCGCGCAGAUUCGGCAGAAGACCUUCAAAACUUCUACAAUUAAGCUUGGCUUUCGAUUGACAGGCCUAUGGCCAAUCAAUCCGAAUAUAGUCCUCGAGGACUUAGUCGAUUCGGUCGAGGAGGAUUUCGGCUUUAAUACACCAAGUCCGCCGUCAUCAAUUGCUAGCGGUGGCCAAGAUUCGUCAGAUCUUAGUACACCAAAGACUGCUGAGCGUGUAAAGAGGCUAGAAGAGAGGCUGGAGGAUAAGAUUACUCGUAUGCAACAAUCGCCCUCUCGUCGCCUACUUAGAAAGAUGGCAAAAGCUGCGACCGAAUUCGCAUAUCUUAUUGAGGAGCUGCAGCAGAAUAUCGAGAAUUCGAAUUACCUGCGAGAGAUCCGAUACGCUCGCGAGAAUCGGUCGCGAAAGGCUUCCAAAUUGACUGGGAUAGUGCAUUCUAGCCAGGUUGAACGUAUGAAGCGAAUUCUAAAGAGUGGUGAUGACCUGAAGGCUAUCAUGAAGUUACGGCCAUAUUUCAAGAGAGAGGUCUUGCCGGAGUUGAAGGGGUUUGCAAGAAGAAGGGCUAUUUCAUUAAAAAGUAGCAUCGCUUUCUGUAUUGGCCAAUCAGAUGGCUGCAUUUCGGUAUAUUAA
This is a messenger RNA of Penicillium daleae, 1686 nucleotides long. RefSeq lists its product as uncharacterized. The transcript has a single exon. The record is from RefSeq and is a predicted model, not a curated record. Gene Ontology annotation, cellular component: nucleus. Gene Ontology annotation, molecular function: DNA binding. Lineage: Eukaryota; Fungi; Ascomycota; Eurotiomycetes; Eurotiales; Aspergillaceae. The coding region runs from base 1 to 1686 and encodes 561 amino acids.